Molecule: messenger RNA, 1557 nt
Organism: Prunus armeniaca (apricot)
Lineage: Eukaryota; Viridiplantae; Streptophyta; Magnoliopsida; Rosales; Rosaceae
Source: the annotation of a GenBank genome assembly
AUGGGCACUAGCACCACCAUUUCAGUCCUGUUCUUGAUGCUCAUAGCCCUUCACAGUCCAAUCCAUGCCAAUCCCAUCAAAACCAUUGUUGUAAUUGUGAUGGAGAACAGGUCAUUUGACCACAUGCUGGGUUGGAUGAAGAGAAUCAAUCCAGAAAUCAACGGUGUGGAUGGCUCUGAGGCCAACCCUUUGUCCACAACUGAUCCAAACUCCAAGCGCUUCUUCUUCAAGAAUGAGUCUCACUAUGUGGACCCUGAUCCUGGCCACUCAUUUCAGGCCAUCAGAGAGCAAAUCUUCGGCUCAGAUAACACCUCAGCUGACCCGCCUCCCAUGAAUGGCUUUGCCCAGCAGGCUUUCUCCAUGGACAACACCACCAACAUGUCUCAAGAUGUUAUGAAUGGCUUCAACCCGGAUAUGGUUGCUGUCUAUAAAACUCUUGUUUCUGAAUUUGCAGUCUGUGACAGGUGGUUUGCCUCAGUGCCAUCCUCAACACAGCCGAAUCGCCUCUACGUGCAUUCAGGGACAUCAGCUGGGGCAACAAGCAACAUCCCAGCCCUUCUAGCCAAGGGCUAUCCACAAAGAACCAUCUUUGAAAGCGUUGACGACGCCGGAAUAUCCUUCGGAAUAUACUACCAAAACAUUCCGGCCACACUCUUCUAUAGGAACUUGAGGAAGCUCAAGUACAUAACCAAGUUCCACCUGUAUGACACCUUCAAGAGCCAUGCAAAGCAAGGGAAGCUGCCAGGCUACACUGUCGUAGAACAGAGGUACUUCGACGUCAAGAUUGCCCCGGCAAACGAUGAUCAUCCCUCGCACGACGUGUUCCAAGGGCAGAUGUUUGUCAAGGAGGUGUACGAGACACUGAGGGCGAGCCCUCAGUGGAACGACACCUUGUUGAUCAUCACUUAUGAUGAACAUGGAGGGUUCUAUGAUCAUGUAGCUACGCCGGUACAUGGAGUCCCUAGCCCCGAUGGGAUCGUGGGGCCGGAGCCUUUCUUGUUUCGGUUCGACCGGUUGGGAGUCAGGGUUCCGACCAUCAUGGUCUCACCCUGGAUUGAGAAGGGCACUGUCCUUCAUGGACCUAACGGAUCACCAUUUCCAACUUCGGAAUUUGAACACUCAUCCAUUCCAGCAACAGUUAGGAAGAUCUUCAACCUAUCUGCACCCUUAACAAAGAGGGAUGAAUGGGCUGGUACCUUUGAGGGCAUUAUUCAAACACGGACAGAACCCAGAACUGAUUGCCCAGAGCAACUACCAACACCAGUCAAGAUAAGAACAAGUGAGCCUAAAGAAGAUGCUAAGCUUACUGAAUUUCAGCAGGAGAUGACGCAACUUGCGGCAGUUCUAAAAGGAGAUAACAUAUUUACAAGCUACCCCAAAAAGACAGGGAAGGAGAUGACCGUCAAGGAUGGUAAGGAAUACGCAGAUGACGCAGUUAAACGAUUCUUCGAGGCAGGGCUUUAUGCUAAGAGAAUGGGAGUUAGUGAGGAACAGAUUGUCCAGAUGAGGCCCUCCCUUACUACAAGACCAUCACCCAUAGUUAACCAGACACCAUAA